Messenger RNA from Perkinsus marinus ATCC 50983, 2379 nucleotides. Its product is annotated as DNA mismatch repair protein MSH2, putative. The transcript has 21 exons. Gene Ontology annotation, cellular component: nucleus; MutSalpha complex. The record is from RefSeq and is a predicted model, not a curated record. Gene Ontology annotation, molecular function: ATP binding; ATP-dependent DNA damage sensor activity; mismatched DNA binding. Bases 1 to 2379 code for a protein of 792 amino acids. Gene Ontology annotation, biological process: mismatch repair; mitotic recombination. NCBI's taxonomy places the organism in Eukaryota, Perkinsozoa, Perkinsida, Perkinsidae.
AUGUCCGUUGUUGGUCGGCCUGAUGCGGACCAGGAUCAAGGAAUGAGAACGCCGUGCAAGUCGCUGUGCGUUGUGGUGAAGGAUGGCGCUGAGGGAACCUCUUUAGGGUUGGCCACUUUCGAUAGCCUUUCCUUAGUGGUGGCCUCAACAGCGUUUGUGGAGCCUGCUAGUGGGGGUGGGAGGAACUUGGCCCUGUUGGAAGCGGCAGUCAUCCAGGCUGGGCCAGACGAGCGUGUCUUCGUAAGCGCCUAUGAUAAUGACAGCCAGAGCGUCACGGAAAAGGUCCUCGAGUUGUUAGAGCGCUGCGUUCCAAACGUGAAGGUCUCAGGGACGAAGAUGGUCAAGGACUUCUCUAUUGAAAGCCUUCUCUCGGAGGAUGAGGCCCGGAAGCUACCAGUCGACAAGCAAGACCUCGCCUCGCUGGCCAUGAUGACUUUGGCUUCAGCUCUCAAGCUCGCCUGUGAAUCCUCCUUCUAUAGGAAAUGCUCCUUGAGUCAGCUGAAGUGCGAUGCUUUCCUGAGGCUAGAUCAGGCAGCUCUUACAGCGCUGCAUGUACUCCCAUCUACCACAAGCGGAGUUGGACAGUCUGGAAAGUCCCUCGUGGGCCUAUUAGGAGCCUCUAUAAGGAGCAAAGGUGGGCAGCGAAGGAUCUUACAGUGGGCGAGGAAUCCUCUAGUGGAAAUAAAGGAAAUCCGCAAGCGACACGAUAUUGUUGGGUAUCUCCUCCAUUGUGACGCCUUGAGGAACUCCCUUCUACGGCGCCAUCUCAAGACAAUUCCUGAUCUCGAUCGGCUCCGCAUGAAGAUGGUGCAAGUGGCCUCCAGACAAGGAUGGGGUCAUGAGAAAAUAUCCCUCGAAGAGCUCGUCCGACUGUAUGAAUGUCUUGCGAGUGCUCAAGAUAUCGCUUUUGAGAUUCAGAACACGCCUGCGCCUACCCCUGAGGCCCAGGAGGCCGUAGAGGAACAAUUUGUAAAGCCCAUGAAUGCUUGUGUUCAUAGCUGUGAUCGCUUCAUGGACCUCAUGGAGAAGUGCGUCGACUUCGAAGCGAUCGCUAGAGACAGGGAGUUCAGAAUUCGAAGUGGGAUAACGCCUCAACUGGAGGAGCUGGCGGGUCAUAGGGAUGCCGCACGGGAGGAAAUGGAGGUCAUCAAACAGGAAGUGUCGAGGAAAAUUAAGACGGAAGCGAGGCUAGCUGAGGCUGCUGCGCCGCACUAUUGGUGUCUGAGGGUUCCUAAGAAACAACAGGCUAGUGUGGAGAAAACAAGAGCGUACAAGAAGGUGCAAAUCAACAAGGCAGAGUUCCUGUUCACAUGUGGACCACUGGAGCUUGCCGUCUCACGAUUCAUGGACGCCCAGAGCCGGUAUAACGAAGCCGCACGUGAUAUUCAGAAGCGCACAGUUGAGGUAGCGGCGACCUAUCACCCAGCAGUAGCUCGACUGGCUGAUGUUCUGGCGUCCCUAGAUGUCCUAUGCUCCUUCGCCUGCUGCGCUCUGACUCAUCGCAUGGUUCGAGCGGAGAUUGACGAUGCAACUCCUCCGGUGUGCAUUGACAUUGAGGGCGCGAGGCAUGUUCUAGUGGAGGAGGCGAGAAUAAACGGCGAUAUCAAAAUGGACGACGCUAUGGGAGAGUUCGUCCCGAAUGACGUUAAAAUGCAGAGAGAGGGUACGGGUCACAUGAAUGGAAAUGAUGGCAGAGUUAUGGUCAUCACUGGUCCCAACAUGGGCGGCAAGAGCACCUACAUUCGGACGGCAGCUCUCUGUGUGUUCCUCAAUCAGAUAGGGUCCUUCGUGCCUGCCCAGAGGGCUCGGCUGGGCAUCUUUCGAUCGAUAAUGUGUCGAGUGGGAGCGUCAGACUAUCAGAUACGCGGUGUGUCUACAUUCAUGGCAGAGAUGCUGGAUGCUGCUUCCAUAAUUCAAAGCGCGGAUGAAUACAGUCUGGUGAUCAUAGACGAGCUUGGCCGAGGAACAAGCACUGAGGAUGGCUUUGGGUUAGCCUGGCAUAUCACUAAGUAUAUUGCCGCUGAGUCUAAGUCCUUUGUGCUCUUCGCGACGCACUUCCAUGAGCUGGCUACACUUGCCUCCACGUUUCCUGAUGGUGUAGUCUCAAAUGCCCAUGUAGCUGCAGCUGUUGAUGAGCAUACUGGCAAGAUAACUUUCCUCUACUCUAUUCGCCCAGGCCCUACAACGCAGAGCUACGGCAUGAACGUCGCGAGGCUGGCCGGUUUCCCUGAAGACGUCGUAAUGUCAGCCGAAGCCCGUGCAUCAGGAUUGUCGACAGUUACCGACAAGGUUAUCAAGCAGCUGUUGUUGAGGCACCUUGCCGAAGUCUCGAAGAACCGCGACGAAUUCAUCGAGAAGGCGCAUCUUCUUAGGGUUUAA